UUACGUUUGUUUGCAGCACGGUAUAUUAAACUAUCACCACCAUGAAGUUCGUUAUCGCCACCAUUCUGUUGGCAGCAACUGUGGCUGCAAUACCAACCCUUAAAGAGCGACUUGCAACCAUCGAGCAUCGCUAUAUUGUAGUUUUUGAGGACACUGUCGAUGUCGACACCCUCGUCUCCAACCUCGAAGUCGACGUCGCUUCGGUGGCCGGCGAGUUCGAAAUCACUCGUACAUUCUACACGGCGCUGAAAGGCAUUGCUGUCAAACUUGAUGAGAGAGCUCUGAAACUGCUGAGAGUCGCACGAGGUGUUAAAUACAUCGAGAGCGAUGCUAUCGCCCGGGUCGACGCCGCCCCCGAGUCAUGGGGUCUGGAUAGGGUCGAUCAGCGAGACCUGCCUCUAGAUCAAUCGUUCGAAAUGCAAGGGGACGGUACUGGCGUGACUGUCUAUGUCUUGGAUACCGGCAUCAGAGAGACGCAUGAAGACUUCGACGGAGGGAGGGCCAGGAGAGACCCAAUGGACUUUGUAGAUGACGGUUGGAAUGGAGCAGAUUGCCACGGCCACGGCACUCACUGUGCAGGAACGGCAGCGGGCGGUAUUCACGGUAUUGCUCGUGGAGCCAACAUUGUUUCUAUUCGGCUUUUCGACUGCGGCGGUUUCGGAUCAGCGUCGGAUAUUGUCUCAGCCAUCGAUUAUACAACUGCUACUGCUCAGCGUCCCGCUGUGAUGUCCAUGUCGUUCGGUGUAGUAAGACGAAACGCGAUCGACGAUGCGAUUGAAGCGGCCAGUAACAGCCAGAUCAUUCCCGUAGCCGCGGCGGGUAACAGCGACAAUGAUGCCUGCACCUUUUCGCCAGCGGGGUCUCCAAAAUCCUUCACCGUUGCAGCAUCGGACAUCAACGACAACCGGGCCUAUUUCUCCAGCUUCGGAAGCUGCGUCCAACUCUUUGCUCCUGGUGUCGACAUCACCAGUGCGUCUUCUGCUAGUGAUGUAGCCACAGCUACCUGGAGUGGAACCAGCAUGGCCUGUCCUCACGUCGCUGGUGUGGCCGCCGUCCAUCUUGGUAACGGGGUCGCGCCUGAAGACAUCCGAGACCGACUUGUGAACGACGCUUCCGUCAACAAGAUCUACGAUUCCGAAGACGGAACCCCAAACAAACUCCUUUACCUUGGUCCCUCAAACUGAUACUAAGAUGAUUGUUGAGCCUAGGAUAAUAUAUUGAAUUCAUGAAAUUGUUAUGAUGCAUCGAUAUUUUAAUCACGUGGAUCCAAUGUUUCCUAUGAAUUUGGAAUAAAUGUUUUUCCUACGUCUUUUAAUAAAAUGAUUAAUCAAUAACGUUUCCAGAAGAUAUACGUAUAACCAAUAACAAACCAUAUUGUAACAAUCAUUUCAUGAAAAUAGGUUUUAAAAAAAAAUUAUUAAAACUUUAUGGGCAACAGUGAAAUUCAUAAAAAUCAGCUCAUCCGAUUAUAAGACAUGCUGCACACGAAACGAAAUGUCAACUACGUCAUCACCUGCGCUAAUAAAAUAUGUGAGGGCAAUUGACCCAUUUACCAAUUACUAACGCAAUGUUUGCACUGUGUUCAUUUUCAAUAAUCUUUUCUUAUUGUAUGAUUUCAUCCUGUUCCAGCUCGUCCAAUAUAGCACCCGGCAUAGGCGCAGUCCUCCGUCAGGCAAUUGACGCAUGCCUCGUGUGCAACGGGCUCAAUACCCACACUUGGUCAAUUCAAUUUGAAUGAGAAAGAAUCUAAUAAUGCAUACACGUUGUAUUGUCAACAACAUCAGUUACACUUGUGUAUUAAAGUCAGUGUCGUGUCCUUUCAGGGUUUCAGUGGUGUAUCUAAAAGUUGAUAUAAAAUGGAGGGAAAAUCCUCCCCAUACGCGUUUUGUUUCGAGUCUACUCCGCAUGAUAUAGACCCAAAAGCGUCGGGGGUGGGGGGGGGGGGGAGAUUCACGUGCUAAAAACGACUAGUUAUGGUAUUCCAAACACAUAAAUAACAAUCAUUUAAUCAAAAGAAAAUCAAUUCAUUUCGCACUAUCAAUUUAGUCAUGUUUCGUCAUAUCUCAUUAUCAAAACAUUUAUUUUGAUCUACAUGUAAUUUUCCAAUUCAUGCAAUUCUCGUAAAGAUAUUUGUCUUCGUAUCAAUAUUUACUUAAUAUGGUGAUUAUCCCUGUUUCACUUAUCUAUGGGUACGCCACUGGAUUUGUGAAAGAUAAUGAUCAGGGAAUUAAAGAGAUGAUUGGUACUGCAAAGUCCAGAGCAUA
Messenger RNA from Strongylocentrotus purpuratus (purple sea urchin), 2264 nucleotides. Its product is annotated as aqualysin-1. Lineage: Eukaryota; Metazoa; Echinodermata; Echinoidea; Camarodonta; Strongylocentrotidae. Gene Ontology annotation, biological process: proteolysis. The record is from RefSeq and is a predicted model, not a curated record. The transcript is spliced from 8 exons. Gene Ontology annotation, molecular function: serine-type endopeptidase activity. Bases 42 to 1184 code for a protein of 380 amino acids.